Chanos chanos (milkfish) is the source of this 2508-nucleotide messenger RNA. RefSeq names its product vav 3 guanine nucleotide exchange factor b (gene vav3b). The record is from RefSeq and is a predicted model, not a curated record. Bases 1 to 2508 code for a protein of 835 amino acids. The transcript is spliced from 27 exons. Gene Ontology annotation, biological process: cell migration; intracellular signal transduction; regulation of GTPase activity. Gene Ontology annotation, cellular component: plasma membrane; cytoplasm. NCBI's taxonomy places the organism in Eukaryota, Metazoa, Chordata, Actinopteri, Gonorynchiformes, Chanidae. Gene Ontology annotation, molecular function: guanyl-nucleotide exchange factor activity; protein binding.
AUGGAGUACUGGAAACAAUGCACCUUGUGGCUGAUAAACUGUAGGGUAUUGCCUCCGAAUCACCGGGUGACAGCGGAAUCAGCACAGGUUUUUGACCUAGCCCAGACGCUUCGGGAUGGAGUACUUCUUUGCCAAUUGCUCAAUAACUUAAGACCUUCGACCAUUAACUUGACAGAGAUCAACCUGAGGCCACAGAUGUCACAGUUCUUAUGUCUGAAGAACAUUCGGACCUUCCUGUCAGCCUGCUGUGAUGUGUUUGGGAUGAGGAAGAACGAAUUAUUUGAAGCCUUUGACCUCUUUGAUGUCCGGGACUUUGGAAAGGUUAUUGAUGCACUGUCCAAGCUCUCACACACGACCAUUGCACAACAAGCAGGGAUAAGGCCAUUUCCUACGGAGGAGAGCACAGAGAAUGAAGACAUAUACAUCCAUUUGGAAGAUUUGAUUGAUGAGGAGCAGGAUCUGGAAGAUGUAUAUGAUCUCAUUUACGGUGAUGUUGAAGUGGGAGAUAAGGUGUAUGAAGACCUGAUGAGAACAGAUGCAGCAACCUUGCCGAAACAGGCUGAGGUUGAUGUCCGAAACUGCUGCCUUUCUGAAAUCAAACAGACCGAAGACAGAUACACCGAGACUCUGGAGUCCAUAGAGAAAUACUUUUUGAUUCCACUUAAGAAGUUUGUCUCGGUUGCUGAGAGCGAGAGAGUGUUUCUCAACAUCCCAGAUCUGGUUAAAGUACACAAAAGCCUAAUGGCUGAUAUUCAAGACUCAGUCCAAAAUAAAAAUGGCUCGAAUCUCUACCAGGUCUUCAUUGCUUACAAAGACAGGCUUCUUAUGUAUGGAACAUACUGCAGUCAGGUAGAAAUUGGCAUUGCUGUGCUGGACCACAUCUGUAAAGAGAGAGAAGAUGUACGACUCAAACUGGAGGAGUGUUCAAAGCGUGCAAACAAUGGGAAGUUCACUCUCAGAGACCUCCUUGUCGUCCCAAUGCAAAGAGUACUGAAAUAUCCUCUACUGCUGCAGGAGUUGGUCAAACACACUCACGAUGUUACAGAAAAGAGCAACUUACGAAUGGCGCUUGACGCUAUGAGAGACUUGGCCCAGUAUGUGAAUGAGGUGAAACGAGACAGCGAGACUCUGAGAGAGAUUGACCAGUAUCAAAGGUCAAUCGAGAAUCUGAAUCAGUCUUUGCUGGGCUACGGUAGGCCGAAGGGUGAUGGUGAAACUCGGCUGGUGUCAAACUUCGACAAACGGAGACAAGACAGACAUAUCUUCCUGUUUGACUUGGCUGUGAUUGUGUGCAAGCGACGUGGAGACAAUUACGAGAUGAAGGAAGUGAUUGACCUUCAACACUUCAAGGUCACCAACAACCCCAUAUCAGAUAAGGACUGCAGAAAGUGGUGCUAUGGGUUUUACCUGACCCACCAGCAGGGGAAGAGUGGCUUUGAGCUCUUUUUCAAGACCAGAGAAUUGAAGAAGAAGUGGCUGGAUCAGUUUGAGAUGGCUAUAUCUAACAUCAGACCUGAGAAUGCCACCAGUAACUCUCACCAGUUUCUGAUGCACACGUUUGAGAGGAUCACCACGUGCUGUUCCUGCAACAUGCUUCUCAGGGGAAUCUUUAACCAGGGUUACUAUUGCCCCAAGUGUGGGGCAGGAGCACAUAAGGAGUGUCUGGGGAGAAUAGGCGUCUGUGGGAAAACAGACGCCGCUGCACCGAAGGCUCAGAAACCAGUAACUUCUAGAGGACAGUCAGACCCAGGUUUGCCAAAAAUGUUGGUUAUCAGAGCCUACAUAGGUGUUCCUAGUCCACAAGGGGGUCCGCCAUUACACAUUCAAGUCGGGGAUGUCAUAGAAGUCCUUUGUGCUGAUGUGAACAGCACCUGGUGGCAGGGCAAAAUUCUAACAACGCAAGAGGUUGGAUUUUUUCCAAGGGAUGCCGUGAAGCCUUGCCCGUGUGUCCCCAGGCCAGUAGACUACUCUGCCCAGCCCUGGUUUGCAGGGCCUAUGGAGAGACACCAAGCGGAGGCAGAGCUGACUGAUCGGGAAAACGGCACCUUCCUGGUGAGGCACAGGACUCGAGAAUGUGGCGAGUACGCCAUCAGCAUCAAGUUCAACGAUGAGGUGAAGCACAUUAAGAUCCUGACCAAGGACGGAUGCUUCUACAUCGCUGAGAGCAGGACAUUCAAGACUGUAUUAGGUCUGGUGGAGUACUACAAGAAGAAUUCACUUAGGGAGGGCUUCCGCAGUCUAGACACUACCCUACAGGUGCCCUAUAAACAGGUGGACAAUGGGAUAUUGUACAGAGGGAACUCGUCUUGUCACUCAGUCUUCUCACCGAGGGUGGUGGGUGUCGCCAUAGCGCGGUAUGACUUCAGCCCCAGGGACACGCGAGAGCUGACUCUGCAAGUGGAUGAUGUGGUGAAGAUCUAUACAAAGAGUGCCAACGGCUGGUGGAGAGGCGAGGUGAAUGGCAGGGUGGGCUGGUUCCCCUCUACCUAUGUGGAGGAGGAGGAAUGA